Thermothelomyces thermophilus ATCC 42464 is the source of this 758-nucleotide messenger RNA. RefSeq lists its product as uncharacterized. The record is from RefSeq and is a predicted model, not a curated record. The transcript has a single exon. The annotation marks the transcript as partial. Lineage: Eukaryota; Fungi; Ascomycota; Sordariomycetes; Sordariales; Chaetomiaceae.
UGAUGUUCACGGUGGUGGCCAUCGUCUUCCUGCUGCUGUCCUUCUGCGCGUCCGUCUUUGGGAUGAACGCGACCGAGUUCAGCGCCGAUGCGCGGCUGCCGCUGGUGGCGGAGCUGCGCGUCAUGCUCCCCGUCUCGGCCGGCGUCAUCCUCGUCUCGUUCGCGCUGGCCUUCUCGCGCGGCGUCUUGUCCAACGGCGCCGCCGUGCUUGCUCGCCCGCAGCGCGGCCAGCUUCGCGUGGAACACGGCGGCGACCUGGAUCGCCGUCAAAACGGGGCCGUACCUGCUCGGGCGCGAGAUGGUCGUCCAGGUGAACCGGCUCCGGGACCGCGAGGGGACGGUGACGUGCGGCAUGAAGACGGAGGUGCUCAGGAGGGAUAAGAACCUGGAGAGGGUGCGGGCCGCCGCGCACGUCAGGGCCCUGGCGAGGCAGCGGCAGACGCAGCCGUCGGCGGCGGCGGCGAGCCGUGGCGGCGGUCAGCCCGUGUUCCGAGCGUCCACCCAGCAGCUCCAGUCCGUUCAUGCGCAUCUCCAGUGUGAGGAGCGAGGGGAUGGAAGAUGUCGAGUUGGGGGAGAGGAGGUCGCAGAAGCAAAGCUCUCAGAUCCAUCUCGUAGAGGGUAGAUGAGAUGUUUGAUGUACAUGUAGCAGGACUGGUAAGGUGAAAGGGGUUUAUGAAUCAUCAGAGUGUGAGAACCAGGCCUUUGUAAUAAAGUAAUUAAUGUUCCAAAUAUACGGAUUAGGUAGAUGAUAGGUGAUGG